UGGUACUUCCUUCUUUUUUCAAUUUCAUCUGGUGGCAGCUCGAAUUCGGACGACUAGCAUGUUGCUCCAAUCGAAAGUUUUUAUUUUGGUCCUUCUUCAGGGCUUUUUCUUGGCCAAGUUGGCCGAGUCUGUUCCGAUAUCAAGCUGCCAAAAGGAUGAGAAAUGCACCAGACUGGUUAGAUGCUCCCCGCUGAUGAAUAUUUUAAAGCCCCGGGGCAUGACACAGGCGGAGAAGGAUGUGUUUGCCCACAGGCAGUGUGGCCUUGGCCCCAAUGGACGCGAGUUGUUGCACAGGGUUUACGUCUGCUGCCCAGAGUUGGGUGACGUCCUGCCCAACAACCAGACCUGCGGACGAACGACGUCCGUACUCCGAAGUCCGGGUGCCGAAAACAUAGAGAUAAACGAAUAUCCUUGGAUGGGAGUCCUGCUGUAUGAGAAUCGGCUGUCCUUCACUCGCUAUGUGCUGACCGCUGCCCAUUGCGUGACCGGUGGAUACUUGACCCGCAAUGACCUGGUGGUGAAGAGUGUGCGGCUGGGCGAGCACAAUACGUCCUCUAAUCCCGAAUGCGGUGGGCAUAGCUGCGCUCCGCAACAUCUGCAAGUGGAGGUGGAGCAGGUUGCAGUGCAUCAGGGUUUCUUUUCGAGUGGCGGAACUUACCACUACGACAUCGCACUUCUCCGACUGCGAUUUCCAGUGCGAUACACGAAACGGAUCCAACCCAUUUGCCUACCGGAUGCCGGCACCCACUUACUGGGCCUAAACCUGCGAAUCGCUGGCUGGAAUCCAACUGAAAGCAGUCAUCCGCUGAUCACGAGCACGAUCAAGGAAAGGAAUCCACAUUAUUGCUCGAAUACGUAUCCCCACUUCCACGCCGCGUCCCAAAUAUGUGCCGGUGGUCAGCGGGAAAGGGACACCUGUGCUGGCAUCUCCGGCAGUCCGCUAAUGGGCAUAAUGGCACGCGGGCUGGAUCAGUUUGCCUUUUUGGCAGGGAUUGCCUCCUAUGGACAACAGCACUGCUAUGCUGCUGGUACUCCAGCUGUAUACACAAACACUGGCCACUUUUUGGAGUGGAUUAGGGCAAAUUUGGCGCCCUAA
Molecule: messenger RNA, 1096 nt
Organism: Drosophila erecta
Lineage: Eukaryota; Metazoa; Arthropoda; Insecta; Diptera; Drosophilidae
Product: spaetzle-processing enzyme
Exons: 4
Coding region: 59-1096 (345 amino acids)
Biological process (GO): proteolysis
Molecular function (GO): serine-type endopeptidase activity
Source: RefSeq, a predicted model, not a curated record